Messenger RNA from Aspergillus caelatus, 8691 nucleotides. RefSeq lists its product as uncharacterized. Gene Ontology annotation, biological process: fatty acid biosynthetic process; secondary metabolite biosynthetic process. The record is from RefSeq and is a predicted model, not a curated record. Lineage: Eukaryota; Fungi; Ascomycota; Eurotiomycetes; Eurotiales; Aspergillaceae. The coding region runs from base 1 to 8691 and encodes 2896 amino acids. Gene Ontology annotation, molecular function: fatty acid synthase activity; oxidoreductase activity. The transcript has 7 exons.
AUGGAACAAUGCUGUAGCAAUGUAGCAUUUCCAAAAGUCGCAGAAGUUAAAGAUCCCAGCUCAGUCCGCAGGCCGACUCCAGUCUGGUUGAACAGGGGCGGGGUGACAGAGUACGUUGUCGACGAUGUCAGGGAGGGCCCAGUCCCCUUCCCUAUCGCCAUUGUGGGGAUGGGGAUGAGGCUUCCUGGUGGAGUAAGCUCGGGAAGUGAAUUCUGGGACUUUCUUGUCAACAAGCGUGAUGGCCUAUGUAGGGUCCCUGAAACGAGGUACAACGUCGAUGCAUUCUACGACGAGGCACGCGAAGGUGCUGUCCGGACAAAACAUGGCUACUUCUUAGAGCAAGAUAUCGCGCAACUAGACGUCGGGUUCUUCGGUAUAAGUAAACUUGAAGCGGAGAAGCUCGAUCCACAACAGAGACUACUGCUGGAAGUAGUCUGGGAAUGCAUGGAAAAUGCCGGCCAGACGAACUGGCAGGGUACAAAUAUUGGAUGCUUCGUUGGCGUCUUCGGGGAAGAUUGGCUGGAUCUCUUGAGUAAGGACACACAGCAACACGAUAGAUAUCGGGUCAUGAGCGCUGGUGAUUUUGCGCUGUCGAACCGGCUUUCAUACGAGUACGAUUUGACAGGGCCCAGUGUCACAGUCCGAACCGGUUGCUCGUCAUCCAUGGUUGGUUUACACGAAGCGUGCCAGGCAAUUUACACCGGGGAAUGUUCAUCUGCGAUUGUUGCCGGAACAAACCUUAUCAUGAGCCCGACCAUGACGACAACAAUGUCAGAAAACUUGGUUCUCUCAUCGAGCGGAAUCUGCAGAACAUUUGAUGCUGCAGCUGAUGGGUACGGAAGAGGCGAAGCAAUUAAUGCAGUCUAUAUCAAGCCUCUGGAUGAUGCAUUAGCCAAUGCCGACCCAAUACGAGCCAUUAUUCGCUCAACGGCGGUCAACUGUGACGGCAAAACACCCAGCAUCACCACCCCCGGCUCCAAAGCGCAAGAGAGGUUGGUUAGACGAGCGUAUAAAAAGGCCCACAUCGAAGGUGAUGAUAUUCAUAAGACUGCGUUUUUCGAAUGUCACGGAACAGGUACCAUAGCUGGAGAUACUGCGGAAACAACCGGCGUGGCCAACAUAUUUGGCGAGAAGGGAAUAUACAUUGGAGCCGUUAAGCCCAAUGUCGGUCACUCCGAAGGCGCGUCGGGAAUCACGAGCAUUAUCAAGUGCGUCUUGGCACUAGAGAACAAGAUCAUCCCUCCCAAUGUGCACUUCCAGACACCGAAUCCUAAGAUUCCUUUCGAGAGCGCCAAACUGCAAGUACCUGUAGAGCCAACACCAUGGCCGUCCGAUCGGAAGGAGAGGAUCAGCGUUAACUCUUUCGGCAUUGGGGGAACCAACGCUCAUGUUAUACUAGAUUCUGCAUCUUCCGUACUGCGAAAAACGAGUCCAGAAGCACAAUUGGUCUCCGAGCCAGAUUACCAGCUCUUGGUUCUCUCUGCAAAGGAAACGAAAUCGUUAGAUGGGCAAAUCGAAAGGAUUACAAGGUAUAUCGAAGCUAAUACAUCAUGUUUGAAGGAUUUAGCUUUCACCCUUGCGCGAAGACGAGAGCACCUGCCUUAUAGAGCCUUUGCUGUAACUGACAAGGAUGGGUCUCUUCCGACCUUUCAAAAAGCUCAAUCCACGGCUCCAUGCCCAGUAUUCGUAUUUAAUGGCCAGGGAGCCCAGUGGCCAACAAUGGGAAAGGAACUUAUGUGUAGAUUCCCAAAGUUCCGCGAAGAUAUCCACCGGAUGGACAAGAUCUUGACGGAGCUCAGGGAAGCGCCUCCCUGGAGUAUUGAAGAGGAACUUUCUAAAGAUGAGUCGAUUAGCCACGUGGGACAUGCUGAAUUCGCCCAACCCCUUUGCACAGCGAUUCAAAUUGCUCUCGUCAAUCUGCUUCGGGAGUGGGGCAUCGUCCCAUCGGUGGUGGUGGGCCACUCAAGUGGUGAAAUAGCUGCAGCAUAUGCUUCGGGAGCAAUAUCUGCUCGUGUAGCUAUUAUCCUGUCCUACUGCCGCGGCCAAGCGAUAAAGACUCUGUCCAUCAGCCAUUCUGGUGCAAUGGCCGCUGUUGGUAUGAGCCCAGACGCUGCUCGCGUGUUCUUGGAAGAAGGCGUGACUGUUGCAUGUGAAAACAGUCCAAUUAGUGUCACACUAUCAGGGGACAAGGAAGCCUUGGACCGUGUUCUCAUCAAGAUUCACAAUGAUGAUGAGAAUGUAAUGUGCAAGCAUCUUGCGGUGGAUGUUGCCUAUCAUUCUCACCAUAUGCGGGGUGCCAGACAAAUUUACGAGUCACUGAUAUCACCACAUAUAUGUCACAAUAGCUCCAUGGUUCCUCUUUAUUCGAGUGUAACUUCAACACCGAUUAUUGAAGCAAGCAAACUUGAUACCACGUAUUGGUCCCAGAACUUGUCAUCUCCCGUUUUGUUUAGGGCCGCAGUGCAAGGUAUCCUGGAUAACAACGGACCGGUAAAGUUAUUUCUGGAAAUUGGUCCGCACUCCACCCUUGCUGGUCCCCUGAGGCAAAUAUUCCAAGCACAAACUAGCAAAGAAAGAGCUGCAUUGUACGUUCCUACGUUGCGCAGAGGAACUGGAGAGUGGCAAAGCCUACUGGCCACGGCCGGCCAUAUAUUUACGCAUGGCAUUCCUAUUGACCUUAACGGCAUUAUUCCCAAUGGCGCGGCUCUACACGACCUCCCCCCUUAUACUUGGAAGCAUGGUGAGAGAUAUUGGAAUGAGUCACGUUUAGCAAACCAAUGGAGAUUACGUCAAGAGCCUCACCAUGAGCUUCUGGGCUCUAGGGUGCUUGAGUCAUCCAGCGUUGAACCGUCAUGGAGGAAUAUCCUGCAGAUAGACCAGGUUCCUUGGCUUGGAGACCAUAGGAUUGGUAAGGAUGUGGUUUUUCCCUGUGCAGGAUAUGUUGCAAUGGUGGGUGAAGCGAUUCGGCAAAUAACAGAGUCAACUGAAUAUUCAGUGAGGAACAUGUUUAUGCGCGCUGCGUUAACGCUAGAGACAUCUAGUGCAACGGAGAUUAUAACAACUCUUCGACCAGCAAGGCUUGCUGAUAAUAUUGAUUCCAUAUGGUAUGACUUUACAAUAUCUGCCUCUCAAAGCGCCAAGUGGAAAAAGCACUGUAUUGGUCAAGUGAGGCCCGCGUCAGAUCGGACCUUAAAGGCAAAAGAGAUCACACCAUAUCCUAGACUGGUCAGAUCUGAGAAGUGGUACAACGCUUUAGAGAGGCGUGGGUUAGAAUAUGGUCCUCAAUUCAGAGGACUUGAACAGAUCUCGGCCAGUCCGUCAAGUUAUCAAGCUGCUGCGAUGUUGCAGGAUGAUGAAAGCUUGUACGUGAGUCACUACUCGCUACACCCGACUAUUAUAGACGAGAGCCUUCAACUGCUCAGUGUGGCUGUAACCCAUGGCAUCCCUCGCCAAAUGACCCGUUUGGCAAUCCCGACGGCUAUCGGAGAGCUUUAUGUAGGUAUUGGAAGGGGGAAAAUGUCACUCGAUGUGUCCUGUGACGCCUCGGGAGGCAUGAUGCGUGGAAAUGCAAUGCUUGUCUCCAAGGACCAAGUGGUACUCUCCCUGCAGCAUGGCCUUUUCUUCAGCAUUCAAGAUCCUGAUAUAGGGAUUCGCAAGCUUCCGGUAGCUGCGACAAUUCACUGGGGUCCUCACAUCGACUUUGUCCCUGUUGGACAACAACUGUUUUCUUCAUCACCGAGCUUCUUGGAGGGUCGCCGUAGGGUUGUCAGGCUAGGUGGUCUUUAUGGCGUGGAAUGCUAUUAUCAGACGAGAUCCUUACAGCCCACACAGGCACAUUUGAAUAAAUGGUUAUCCUGGAUAACAACAAACUAUAGAUACAUGCGUGACAACGCAUCUGUGCUAGUGCCGGAGCUGAGAGACAUCUGUUCCCUGAACCCGGCGGAACGUGCUGCGGAGUUGGAGGGGCUUAAAUCCAUGCAGCCACAAGAUAUCGGUUACCCAUUUCAAGUCCUAUAUAGUCGGAUUCUCGGUUCAAUCCACAGGCUUUUUGGGGGCCAGCUGGAACCUAUUGAUCUUCUGGUAGAGGACGGUGCGCUCAAAUCCUUUUACGAGCAAUCUGCCAUGAUCGGUUCCUGGCACGAAUUUGCAUCCCUACUCGGGCAUUCCUAUCCGCAGCUACGGGUCCUUGAAGUAGGAGGUGGUACUGGCGCGGAUACCCUUAUUGCCUUGAAAGGCCUCACAUUGGACCACGUCAAUAGGCUAUAUUCUACAUAUACAUUUACAGAUAUAUCCCCUGGAUUCCUUCUAGAAGCAAAGGAAAAGUAUAAGUCUUAUCCGGCCAUGGAUUACGCUACCCUCGAUAUCAGCCGCGAUCCAGUUGAGCAAGGUUUCGAGCCUGAAAGUUAUGACCUGAUUAUUGCGGCUAAUGUGAUCCAUGCAACCCCGCGAAUUUCGGACACACUACGAAAUGUCCGUAGGUUGCUUGCUCCCGGUGGCCGUCUUUUACUGAUUGAACUGACCUGCACCAUCCCAAUAAUCGACCAUAUCAUGGGUAUCUUGCCGGGUUGGUGGCUGGGUGAGGGCGACGGGCGAGAAGAACGGCCAUAUGUCUCCGUGGACAAAUGGCAUGAUAAGCUGGUAGAAGCUGGAUUUACGGGUGUGGAGGCUUUCAGGUAUGAUCAUGAACCGCCGUAUCAACUGAAUGCACAUAUCUUGGCCAGGGUGCCUGCUGCCACGUCACCCGAGAAAGGAGAGGUCUCUCUUCUUUAUCGUACUGUCAUUCACGACUGGGCCCGGGAUCUCGCGAGAGACCUUGCAAAGGCGGGGUACUCAGUUCGCUGGUGCACACUAAAGCAAGUACCGUCACCCGGUGCAAACAUAAUCUCGGUGAUUGACCUUGAGGGCCCCUUUUUCCAUGAGCUCACGCCAGCCGACUUCGAGAGCUUCCAAUCGUAUGUUUCGCGUUUGGGAGAUGGUCAUCUGCUAUGGGUCACACGAUUUGUUCAAAUGGAGUGCGACGAUCCUAGAUAUGCGUUAGUUCUGGGCCUAGCCCGGACUAUUCGACAUGAGAUUAUGCCUCAAUUUGCUACCAUCGAAAUCGACCAAGUAGACAGGGUCUCCCUCCAACCUGUGGUUCAGGUGUUUGAGCGACUUUUGUCUCAGCUGGAUGAUCCUAGUGCGGCACCGGAAUAUGAAUUCGCUGUCCGGGAGGGAAGUGUACACGCUCCGCGGUUCCAGUGGAAUUCGUUUGAGGAGCAAGUCGAGGCAGGCGAGAGCCUAGCCCCGAAAGUACUGGAUAUUGAAGCUUACGCAAUGCUUGAUUCCCUGACGUGGACUUGUGCAGAGAUAUCGCCAAAUGACUUGGAGAAGGAGGAGCUUGAAGUUGAUAUAAAAUAUGUUGGCCUUAACUUUAGGGACCUGAUGGUAGUUAUGGGCGUCAUGGGGGAUAUGACCCAGGUCGGCUUGGAAGCUAGUGGAAUUGUGCGACGAGUGGGAUCUGCUGUCAACCAAUUUUCACCCGGUGAUAGAAUCAUGGUCUCUCAGCUUGGCCUCAUGUGCACUCGAAAAGUGGUACGAGCAGAACGAUGUCUUCCAAUUCCGGACAAUAUUUCGCUGGAAGGUGCUGCCACGAUACUUUGUGUCUAUGGUACUGUAGUCUACUCUCUUAUAAACGCCGGCAGCCUCAAGCGAGGGCAAUCAGUGCUGAUACAUUCUGCAUGUGGUGGGGUGGGGCUUGGUGCGGUACAGCUAUGUCAGCUAAUCGGCGCUGUCAUCUACGCGACUGUUGGCAGUGAUGAGAAAGCUCGGCAUCUCAUAGACAACUUCAACAUUCCCGCUGAUCAUAUAUUUGACUCUAGAAGUUCGUCUUUCCUGCAAGGCGUAUUACACAAGACCGAUGGCCACGGUGUCGAUUUGGUCCUCAACUCUUUGUCGGGUGACCUGCUCCAUGCAUCUUGGCAAUGCGUUGCGAAGUUCGGCAAAAUGGUCGAACUUGGGAAAAGAGACUUUCUGGGACACGGCCUUUUGGAGAUGGACAGGUUCCUUGAUAAUCGCUCUUUUAUUGGAAUUGACCUCCUCCAGCUCAUUGACGGAGAUAUUGGAGCUCUACACGAAAUGAUUGGACGUGUCAUGGAAUACUUUCAAGAAGGCAAGGCGGGCCCCAUCAGCCCAGUUACUGUAUUCGAUGCUGUCAAUGUAGUAAAGGCCUUCCGGUAUAUGCAAAGCGGACAGCACAUGGGGAAGAUUGUCGUCAAAAUGCCAGACCUUCCAUCGACGCUUCCAGUUGCUCGCAUUCACGAAAUGGUCGCAUAUUUCCCGGCAAACGCAUCGUACCUUCUCGUCGGUGGUCUUGGAGGCCUCGGCCGUGCUGUUGCUACCUGGAUGGUUGAAAAGGGAGCUAGACAUCUAGUCUUCCUUUCACGUACUGGUCCAAAUACCCUCGAAAGUAGCUCUUUUAUAAAGACCUUAGAAUGCCAGGGCUGUGAUGCGACUACUGUUGUGGGGAAUGUAGGAGACAUUGACGACGUUCGGCGUGCAGUUUUUGCGGCCAAAACACCAAUUGCAGGAGUCAUUCAACUGUCAAUGGUUUUAAAGGAUCAAAAUUUACACUAUAUGGUUCACGAAGAAUGGGUGGCCGCAUUGUAUCCAAAGGUUAAAGGAACAUGGAACCUUCAUCACGUGCUGAAGGAUAAACCAUUAGACUUCUUCCUUCUUAUCAGUUCAAUGGCUGGCAUUAUUGGCUGGCCUGGCCAAGCCAACUAUGGCGCUGCAAAUACCUUUUUAGACGCUUUUGUGAAAUAUCGCCAGUCACUGCACUUGCCGGCUCAUGCAAUUGACCUCGGCCUUAUGGGGGACAUUGGCUACGCGUCAGAGGCCUCGCUCGUACCGUCGUUGGAAGCGUCGCAAUCAAAUUCAGUACGAGUGCUAGACGAGCGGCAAUUCCUUCGAGCAGUCGAGGUUGCGGUAUUAGCGCAACGAUUUCAUUGCCCAAAUCAGGUCGCUGUGGGACUCGGAACUACGCGGGCUCUAUCUUCCGCAGACUUUGCUGCAGACUGGAUGAAAGAGGCGCGGUUUGGUAUAUGGAAGAACAUAAUUGCUACCAUGGAACAACCUACAAAGGGCUCCAGGGCUGACGAGCUUAGGGAGCACAUGGAAGCCAUCAAGAACAACCCGUCACUGUUAGAUCAACCAGAGGUGGAGGAGAGGAUUGUCUUUGAACUUGGAAGAUUAAUCGCGUCCUACACGUCGCGACCGGAAGAUAUCACUCUAGAGGAAUUAUCCGAUAUUCCAAUUGAUUCAUUGAUGACAUUCGAGAUUCGCACUUGGUUUCGCCGCCAUGCUGGAAUUGAGAUUACGCUAGUAGAGGUCUCAAACUCAGGGACUGUCGGUGGGCUGGGUAAGAUUGCUGUUCAGAAGCUCCGCGACAAGCACACGCGCAAGAAUCACAAAGGCAGUGAAGGCCAAGGUGAUGACUCGGACGGGGCCGAGGAAGAGCCAAGUUACCAUGAUGACUUGACGCUUGGUCAAACAAUGCGACCGAUUUCUAGCAACAUACCAGAUUGGACCUCUGAUUCUGAGGGAAAUGUCUUCUUUACUGGUGCAACUGGAUUCCUUGGUGUCUUUCUACUGUCGGAGCUUAUCGCCUUAUCAGAGGUCAAGCAAAUUGCAUGUCUAGUUCGGGCAAAUACGUCAGACAUGGGCCAUACAAGGAUCAGACAAACCUUCGCCAAGUACGGGCUUCCAGUAGACUUCAGAUCCAAGGUUAUCGCAAUACCUGGGGAUGUGGCCAAGAAGAACCUCGGUCUACGACCAGAAACCUUCAGUCACUUGGCGCAGUGGUCCAGUGUGAUCUUUCAUUUUGUAGGAUAUGCCAAUUACACCUUGCCAUACUCCGUUCACAGGGGUCCGAAUGUCCUUGGGCUUCUCGAAACCCUUCGGCUUGCCAAUACCGAGCGAUUGAAGCCUAUCCAUUAUUGCUCUAGUAUCUCCGCGUGCGGUAUCACCGAAAACCUCAUUGGCCCCGUCCCUGAGGAUGUCCGGCCCCGCGUCGAGUCUCAGAAUGUGGCACAAAGUAUUGGCUAUACGCAAAGCAAGUUUGUCGCUGAAAGUAUUGUUUGGGACGCCAUUGAGAAUGGUUUCCCUAUAGCCAUAUACCGACCAUCAAUUGUUACUGGCCACAGCCGCACAGGCGCGUGUAAGAAGGAGGAUAUUAUCAACAGACUCAUGGCUAACAGUAUUCGGCUCGGGUGUUAUCCUCAUCCACCACAGCAGAGGUUUCAUUGUAUACCGGUAGACUUUGCUUGUUCAGCGAUAUCCCGGAUCUCAUUAAACGGAGCUAGCCUCGGCCAUGCUUUCAAUAUCACUCAGCCAGACCAAGACAAGGUCUUAACCCUUGGGCAGGUCUAUAAUAUCUUGAGCGAGUAUUCCCCUACCCCUCUAAUCUCCAUUCCUACCGCCGAAUGGAUGAAGAAAUUCACCAAGAAACGAGAUUCACAAAUCCAAGUAUCCAGUUCUAUUCUAGCGGAGAGACUAGCCGAUCACAGGAUUUGGUGGGAUGAUUGGGAGUAUAUGGCUGCGUAUGGCACGGAAAACCUCCGCCGAGCGAUGGCCGAUCACCCAGACAUCAUCGACCUCAAGCCUGUCCCUGAGUUGCUCAAGGUGUAUUACGACUUUUGGUCGAGAGUUGAUUGA